This is a messenger RNA of Carya illinoinensis, 1008 nucleotides long. Its product is annotated as ethylene-responsive transcription factor ERF037-like. Gene Ontology annotation, biological process: regulation of DNA-templated transcription. Gene Ontology annotation, molecular function: DNA binding; DNA-binding transcription factor activity. The transcript has a single exon. The coding region runs from base 150 to 776 and encodes 208 amino acids. The record is from RefSeq and is a predicted model, not a curated record. NCBI's taxonomy places the organism in Eukaryota, Viridiplantae, Streptophyta, Magnoliopsida, Fagales, Juglandaceae.
AAAAAUUUAGAACCUAUCAGUCCCAGUCUCCACCCCCAAUCAACCUAUCCAUCCUCUCUACUUAAACCCUCCUCGCCUCCAUCUCUAUCGUUGUCACGGUCGCUCGAAGCACUUAUUUCUCUCAAACACGAAAUACGCUCGCAUUCACGAUGUCUGUCAUUAAAGAAGAACCAGAAACCGCUCAAUUCAAACCAACUCGCCGCUUUGAUUCCGAUUCCUCCUCCCCACCGCGUGGCUUCAACAACAAGAAGCGAACUCGACAACGACAAGCUGAGUCCCCAUUUCGUGGAGUCCGUAAAAGGAGCUGGGGUCGCUAUGUCUCGGAGAUACGGUUACCCGGCCAGAAGACCCGUAUCUGGUUAGGAUCAUUUGGGUCACCGGAGAUGGCAGCUCGGGCUCACGACUCGGCCGCCUUCUUCUUGAAAGGCAACUCGGCGUGUCUCAACUUCCCGGAGUUGGCGGAGUUUUUGCCUAAGCCCGAUUCUUGUUCGAGAAGAGAUAUACAAUCGGCGGCUGCUAAAGCGGCUCUUUUUGAGGUUACCGACGAUCGGACGUCCGUAUUAGACACAACGGAACGAGAGACCACCUCGGGUUCAGAAGACUUUUGGUGCGAGUUUGACGUUGAUUUCGACUUGGGAACGUCGACAACGUCGUUUGAAGCAGUGAAAGAAGCUCCUGAUCUACCAUUUGAGUUUGAGGACUCAAUCGGUGAGGAGUUUGGUCAGAUGGUCGUGGAUGAUGAGUUUUUGUUGGCGUCCUGCAGUUUCCAAAUGUAAAUCAUUGCAACUAUUUUCCCUCGAACCCAAAAAAAAAAAAAAUGUAUUAUAAAUAUAGAAUGGACAGGACAGUCUCCCUAGAAUGCUCCCGGCCUUCUCUAAAUUUUCGUUGGAAUUUCUUUAAUUUUUUUUUUUGGAGAAAAAAAAUAUAUAUAUAUAUAUAUAUAUAUUUGUUUAUGACUUGUAAUUAAGAUCAUGUGAAUUAUACUGCUUUGAAAUAUUGCGCUGAAAA